AACAAGAUAAGUGGCGUUCAUACACACAUAUUUCCAUCCCUUUUUGACAAAAGAGUGCAAAAGGGGUCGUUUCAGGACGAGACAUUUCAGCUACGCAAACGGGCAAAAACAUGUUUUCUUCGGAAUGAAUGUAAAACUCGCUCACCUUGCGGCCCCCAUCGGACUACAUCAUGAGACAAAAAGUUUUUGUCUUGCCUCAUUUUGUCUCAUCGGAUAUCCAUAUUUCGUGCAUGCCGUUUAUCGUCGUCAUUUACAUUUCAGAGUCGCUACAAGGACUUACCCUGAAACUCGGAUGAUGCAUUCAUUCCAUCUAGUAAAAGAAGAAAGAGAGAGAGAGAGAGAGAGAGAGAGAGAGAGAGAGAGAGAGAGAGAGAGAGAGAAGAGAAGAGAAGACACUUGCAUAGAUCAGAAAAUUUUAUACGUGAGAGAUGUAGAGUAAAUGAAGCGAAGCAGUAAAAAUAAGUACAGAC
Trichoderma asperellum CBS 433.97 is the source of this 470-nucleotide messenger RNA. The record is from RefSeq and is a predicted model, not a curated record. NCBI's taxonomy places the organism in Eukaryota, Fungi, Ascomycota, Sordariomycetes, Hypocreales, Hypocreaceae.